AUGUCUUUCGCGUUCCAUUCCGCCCUGCUGGCUGCGUCGCCGCAGGGGGUGUCUCUUCUGCCUCUGCAUGCGUCGCCUUCCGCAGCUGCGGACGCGGCGUACCUCGAAGACUGCCGAGUGGUACAGGAUCUCCUCCAGCAACUCCGGCGCUUUUCGUCUUCGAUUCGGAGGCUGAAAACCGAAAUCGACGCCCUGGCGGCCUCUCCCUUCCCCGAGAGCGAAGGCAGAGACGAACCUGCAGCCUCCCAGCAGACGGCGUGGAAAGAUGUGAGAGCCUCAACGCGAGACGAGCAGCCUCUCCCCUCUCCGGAGUCUUCCGAUCCGCCCUCGCCCCACGCCUCGGAAGACCAGCCGGACGUGUCCCGCCUCUCUUCUCAUUCCUCUUCUUGUGCAGUUUCCAACUCUCUCGUUCUUCUGCGACACCAAACCGAGCUUCGCGGACAGCUGGAAGCGGCGCGGGCGGCCGCGGAGGAGGCGCACCGCAGACUCGCCCACCUCGCAAUGCAUGCAAGCGCCGCGACCUCGCACGCCGAAAAGCAACAUCGCCAGUUCAUGCACCAGCGCCUCAUCCAAAGUCUUCGCCUCGCCACCAAAAACCUCAAAGAAGCUGCUGAAGCACUGGAGGCACCGCCUCCUCCUCGGGCGUCUUUGCCUUCGCCGCGUGCGCUGGCGGCUGUUCGCGACGCGCCGAGCAGCCACUCGUCGCCGUUUCACUCGCAAGACUCGGACGAGAAUUUUCAAAGGCAGCGCGAAGGCCUGCUCGACCUCCUGGCUAGCCACCAGCGCAUGCGGCAGGAGCAGUCGGCGUCGCACACGCUCUCGCGGGGUGUACAUACAGCUCGGGAACUGGCGCUUCGGGGCCGUGCUGGGAGCGAGGGGCGGCGAGGGAGUCCAGGACGUCUUUCUUCCUGGGAAGACGCCCAGCGAAUGCACAGAGGAAGCAAGACUGCAGACGGCAGCUUUUCGCCCCAAGUGGAGACGAGCGGAGACGGUGCUGCUGGGCGAGGCGAGCGGAGAUGGCAAGGCGAGAGAGAGGAAGGAAGAGACAGUGAGCACGCACAUCGGAAAGCGUAUGGCCUCGAGAGUCGGAAAGGCGCGGCCAUCGCGGCGGCUGCAGGCGUCAUUGCGUCGCCGCCCUCGGAAAAUCGAGAACACCGAGAAGAAGGCGAGGACAGAGAAAUGAGAGCUUACCAGGCAUUGCUCGACCGUUCGCGUGGAGACGAGGCAGCCGUGCACAACGGGAGUUCUCUGAGUAGCCAAGCGCGGCCCAACGUCCCCGUCGAGAUUCCGGAGGGCUGCAUUGAACACGCGAUUCGCCAGGAACAACUCGACGGCCUCGCAAAAAUCCAACGCGAAAUUCAAGGCAUCCAAUCACUUUAUGAGCAACUGGCCUUCUACGUGGACGAUCAGCAACUGGGCAUUGACGGCGUCAUCAAUCUCCUCGACUCCACUCGAGACUCGGCCAGCCAGGCGAACCGGGAACUGGUGCAUGCACGUCGCCUCAGUCGCGCCACCACACGCAGAAAGUGUAUCAUCUGGUUGGUAAUCUUCUGCAUGACCGCUCUCAUCCUCUGGAUCCUCUUGUUUCUCCACUGA
Messenger RNA from Neospora caninum, 1596 nucleotides. RefSeq lists its product as hypothetical. The record is from RefSeq and is a predicted model, not a curated record. NCBI's taxonomy places the organism in Eukaryota, Apicomplexa, Conoidasida, Eucoccidiorida, Sarcocystidae. The coding region runs from base 1 to 1596 and encodes 531 amino acids. The transcript is spliced from 6 exons.